Elephantulus edwardii (Cape elephant shrew) is the source of this 837-nucleotide messenger RNA. Its product is annotated as tumor necrosis factor ligand superfamily member 6-like. Gene Ontology annotation, molecular function: tumor necrosis factor receptor binding. The record is from RefSeq and is a predicted model, not a curated record. The coding region runs from base 1 to 837 and encodes 278 amino acids. The transcript is spliced from 4 exons. NCBI's taxonomy places the organism in Eukaryota, Metazoa, Chordata, Mammalia, Macroscelidea, Macroscelididae. Gene Ontology annotation, cellular component: membrane. Gene Ontology annotation, biological process: positive regulation of canonical NF-kappaB signal transduction; extrinsic apoptotic signaling pathway via death domain receptors; apoptotic process.
AUGCCACAGCCCUUGAAUUACCAGUAUCCCCAGAUCUACUGGGUGGACAGCAAUGCCAGCUCUCCCUGGGGUAAUCCAGGGUCUGUUCUCCCCUGCCAACCUUCUGUGCCUAGAAGGCCUGGUCGAAGGGCACCACCACCACCACCACUUCCACCACCACUGCCACCUCCACUGCCACCACCAUUGCCUCCGUUUCCACCAUCACUUCUGAAGAAAAGGAACAACACAGGACUAUGCCUCCUUAUGGUGUUUUUCAUGGUUCUGGUAUCCCUGGUUGGCUUGAUGCUGGGGAUGUUUCAACUCUUUCACCUGCAGAAGGAGCUAGCUGAACUCAGAGAGUCAAUCAGUCAUAAACAUGUAGCAGUCUCUUUGGAGAAGCAAAUAGGGCAGCCCAACACUGCUUACGAAAAACGGCAGGUGAAGAAAAUCGCUCAUUUAACAGGAAAGCACAAUUCAAGGUCACUCCCUCUGGAAUGGGAAGACACCUAUGGACUUGCCUUACUUUCUGGAAUGAAGUAUAAGAAAGGUGGCAUUGUGAUCAAUGACACUGGAAUAUACUUUGUGUAUUCUAAAGUGUUUUUUCGGAACAAUUCCUGCAACGACCAAGCCUUAACCCACAAAGUCUACGUGAGGAGCUCUAAAUAUCCCGUGGACAUGGUGUUAAUGGAGGAGAAGGUGAAAAACUAUUGCACUACCAACAAGAUGUGGGCACGGAGCAGCUACCUGGGUGCUGUGUUCAGUCUUACCAGUGACGACCAUUUAUAUGUCAAUGUAUCUGCAAUUGCUCUAGUUAAUUUUGAGGAAACUCAGACAUUUUUUGGUUUAUUUAAGCUCUAA